Messenger RNA from Hemiscyllium ocellatum (epaulette shark), 2458 nucleotides. It is a transcript of the gene sox14, whose product is annotated as SRY-box transcription factor 14. Gene Ontology annotation, biological process: negative regulation of transcription by RNA polymerase II; positive regulation of transcription by RNA polymerase II; cell differentiation. The transcript has a single exon. The record is from RefSeq and is a predicted model, not a curated record. NCBI's taxonomy places the organism in Eukaryota, Metazoa, Chordata, Chondrichthyes, Orectolobiformes, Hemiscylliidae. Bases 555 to 1274 code for a protein of 239 amino acids. Gene Ontology annotation, molecular function: RNA polymerase II cis-regulatory region sequence-specific DNA binding; DNA-binding transcription factor activity, RNA polymerase II-specific.
AAACCCAACAUCAGCAGCUUUGAACUUCGCCGCUCUCGGCCUGACAAUUCACGAGUUUGGGCGCUUCAUUUUCGGUCCAGGUGCCGUGACUCACUGGACACCUCCGAGGGAGCAGCACGGAAGGAGAAAGAGAGAGAGAGGGAGAGAGAGAGAGAACGAAAUGAACAAACCUGAGUGUAACAAGAGGUAGUAAAACAAACAUCGAAGUUCACUGACGAACUCAAACCUUUUGCGAUCUCCGAAUCAGCGUGGCUUUUAAAAGAACUAGCUAAACAAGGAAGAAGAUACCUUUGUUCCAUCAGCAAUGAUUUGUUGAAGACUUUUGUGAUUUUGAUGUGUCUAUAGACACCUAUUUUGGGCCCUCGCUUCCUCUCUGACAGGUGAGAGCUGGUCUGUCGCUUUGAAUUCGUGACUGCUCACUUUCCAAAAACAAAACAGCCCCCUCCGCCUCACCGGCACCCCCCCCACCUCUAUUGCCCCCUCCCUCCCUUACCCACCCCCCCUUCCCCCCCACCCCUUGACCCCUCCACCCCACCCCCUCCCCAAACGCCAGCAUGUCCAAACCAGCCGACCACAUUAAGAGGCCGAUGAACGCGUUCAUGGUCUGGUCCCGAGGCCAGAGGAGAAAGAUGGCCCAGGACAAUCCGAAAAUGCACAACUCGGAGAUCAGCAAGAGGCUGGGGGCCGAGUGGAAGCUCCUCUCCGAGGCGGAGAAGCGGCCGUACAUCGACGAAGCCAAGAGGCUCCGGGCUCAGCACAUGAAGGAGCACCCAGACUACAAGUACCGGCCCCGCCGCAAGCCCAAGAACCUGCUGAAGAAGGACAGGUACGUCUUUCCGUUGCCUUACCUGGGCGACGGCGACCACCUGAAAGCCGCGGGACUCUCCAUGUCCGCCGCCGACUCGCUCCUGGGCGCCUCGGACAAAGCCAGAACGUUCCUGCCGCCCACCUCGGCGCCUUACUCGCUGCUCGACCCCAGCCAGUUCGGUUCCAGCGCCAUCCAGAAGAUGACAGACGUGCCCCACAGCCUGGCCACCACCUUGCCCUACGCUUCCAGCCUGGGCUACCAAAGCGGAGCGUUCGGGAGCUUGAGCUGUCCCAGCCAGCACACGCACACCCACCCCUCGCCGACCAACCCCGGCUACGUGGUCCCCUGUAACUGUACCGCCUGGUCCGCCUCCACUUUGCAACCUCCCGUGGCUUACAUACUCUUCCCAGGAAUGACCAAAGGCGGCAUUGACCCUUAUACUUCGGCGCAUGCAGCUGCUAUAUAAAGCCCGCAGCAGAGACAGCAAAAGCAGCGAUCAGAUAGACGCACAUAACACACGACAGAGCAAAAAAAAAACGAACAAACAAAACACGCACCUAAAAAGACUUAUCUUGCGAACUGGAAUUUUACAUUGCAUGUACAACACAAACACAAUCAGAAGAAGAAGAAAUAUAUUAUAUAUAUAUGUAUAUGUGUACAAAGAGACAUUCGAAACACCGAGGCUGGAAGGGGAGUCCGCCGGAACAGUAAAUUGCUCAGAUCUGGGACUGAAUUGUUUCAGAGAAUAAACAACACAGGACACGAGUCCCCCCUGGGUUCCGGGCGUACUUGCAAUGUGCACAACCCAGAGAAAGGCUCCGGUCUUUUUAAAAAAAAACAAAAGCAAGCGCGAACAAAACCUGCUUUUGGUGUGAUAACCUGACAUUGCAUGUACAGCGAACGCUCCUCCAAAACGGAACUUGUUUUUAUUUUCCCCAUUUUGUCUGAUAAGUCUGACUGCGGACUCUAAAGUAAGGCAACUUUGCGACGGAUUCUGAAUCCUGCCUGGGCACCCGCGCGACUUAACGGCGGACGAGCGACUGUGUUGAAUUGUAGAUGUUUCUGUUCGAAACAGCUGCCACUUUUUUUGUGAAAAAAAAGUAGCAGUGCCGGUUUUAUUUAUUAUCAUGUAUAGUGGACUAUAAUACCACGUGUUUUUUUGGUUUAGAACUGAAUUAUUUCAACGUCUUCAUAUUUCCUUUUGCACAUCCGAAAUGAGACUUGUGAUAAAACGUUGUCACUUAGUACUAAGUAGGACUGUCUGCCAAUUUCUACAGGAAUUGAAAUCCCUUUUUAACCAUGUUAUUGGAAAGUGAGGACAGACUUGCCUUAUUAAAGGUAGCUCUCACAAUUGUUUUUUUUUCAUUUCUCGGGGGUGGGGGGGGGAAAUGCCAGUCCUAUCCCCUCUCUCCAACUCCCCAGUCACCCGGUUUUUAAUUUUCGACCGAGUCUGAGACGUGAAAUUGCUACUCCUAGUUAUUCUGUUCAGAAAUGCAGAUUUAAAUAUGUUUCAAAGGGGAGGGGGGGGAGGAAAAUGAUGUCUCGAAAACAAGUUGUAUCCAGAAGGAUUUUACCUCGUACUCUGUUCAAUUGUUGAACAAAGGUCAUGUUUUAAAUAAAGACAAGAUGUCUACACACACACACAAAAAA